Messenger RNA from Letharia columbiana, 3459 nucleotides. RefSeq lists its product as uncharacterized. Gene Ontology annotation, molecular function: chromatin binding. The transcript has 2 exons. Lineage: Eukaryota; Fungi; Ascomycota; Lecanoromycetes; Lecanorales; Parmeliaceae. The record is from RefSeq and is a predicted model, not a curated record. Gene Ontology annotation, biological process: sister chromatid cohesion. Bases 1 to 3459 code for a protein of 1152 amino acids. Gene Ontology annotation, cellular component: cohesin complex; nucleus; chromatin.
AUGGAGCUGUCCGAUCCUGCAACACCUGAUACAAGCCUUGACAUGAGUAGCACGGUGAAUCGCAGGAAAUCCGGGCGUGCAACUCAGAAGCCCGUCCUGCUCAACAAAGAUCCCAAUAUCUCCCAGGUCAGCACUGGGAACAGCGGCAAGAGAAAGCGCGCAGAUCCACCAGCCCAGGACGCGGCGGACUCCAGCGACACCGAUUCCGAGGACGAAGACAGUGACGAGGAAAGCGACCCAGACGAAGAAGAACUGAAGGAAAGGAGGAGGAAGGCACCGAGACCGAAGAAGGCGCCCAGCAAGUCUGUCGCCAAGAAGCCGAGGACAGGCCCUGCUUUGACUACAAGUCUGGCCGUGCGACCAGCGAUCAAUGGGAUCAAGAAAAUUGCGAGACUCAAACAACCACGAGCGCGUCCUGUGAAAAAUGCCGAAGACAAUGGCACUGGACUGUACUACGAGGUUUUCUCCCAAGGCCACACCUUAGAUGCUGUUGCGGCAGAUUGGAUUGCGCGAUGGGACCAGAACAACGCGGAAGCUAUGUGCGACAUGAUCAACUUUGUCAUAAAAUGUGCUGGAUGCAAUAGCGAGGUUGACGUUCACGAUAUUGAAGACCAAGACAACGCUCCCAGCAAGCUCGGCGAUAUUCAGGAAGAAUACCACGCACUUAAACCCGCAGAUUAUCCAUUGAUAUCUAAGGCCAAGGGCAACGCCGCCUUUCGCUCUACAUUGUCCGGCUUCUUUGUAACCCUCAUUUCGACUUGCCACGCAGCAGGCCUCUUGUACAGCGAUUUGGCGAUCCUUGAGAACAUCGAGGUAUGGGUACACACAAUGUCGUCCUCCACUCUUCGACCUUUCCGGCACACUGCGACUGUCAUAGCCCUCACCAUUGGAAGUACGCUUUGUACCGUCGCAGCAGAUAUUGCCGACAAUGCAGCGAAGACGAUGAGGCAGAAGGAAGGCGAGCAAAAGAAGAAGAGCGUGAACAAGGAGCGUGUCAAGGCUUUGGAAGCAAAGAUUGCAGAGGGAGACAGACGGCGCGCUCAGGUGCUAGAUAGUAUGAAAGAUUUAUUCGAUGCUGUCUUCAUUCACCGAUAUCGAGAUGUCGACCCAAAAAUACGCCUUGAAUGCGUUACGGCCUUGGGAAAUUGGAUCACCACACUUCCAGAUGUUUACUUCGACGGCAUGCAUUUACGCUAUUUAGGAUGGGUCUUGUCCGACAUUUCUACGCCGACCCGAGCAGAAGUAGUCAAGCAGCUUGGAAAGCUGUUCAAGAACAAGGACAACACGCCUCGGCUCCGCACGUUCACUGAGAAAUUUCGCUCGCGAAUAGUCGAGAUGGCCGUUCGGGAUUCAGAAGUCAGCAUCAGGGCAUCUACCGUGGAGCUGCUAGACAUGAUCCGGAAGACUGGGCUAUUAGAACCAGACGAUAUCGAUAUUGUUGGGAGGCUGAUUUUCGACACGGAGCCUCGCGUUCGUAAAGCGGUCGCCGGCUUCUUUGCUGAGAACAUCAACGACUUGUAUGAAACUACAUUCGAAGACUUAGGUGGCGAGGAAGGUCUCGCUGACAUUCUUGGGGAAGAAGUCGAAGACGACUUUGACAUACCAAGAUCAAGCUGGCUGAAGCUGAAAUGCGUUGCAGAGGCGUUGCAAUCUUACGACGCCGAAGAUAAUGAGCAGGAUUCAGCAUCGAGUGAAGCCGCUGGUGGCGGCGGUCUGAUCGCAACCGGUGUGGACUCUCGAUAUGCGUUGGCAGCUCGCACUAUAUGUGAUGGUAUCUCUAUUGCAAGGGAAUGGGAAGUUUUGGCAGGGUAUCUCCUCUUCGACCUCUCCAGUACGGAUCAACCCUCGAAAGGCGCCGAUGCGACAUUAGAAUCCCGUUGUAAGCUGAAUGAGAAGGAAACAAUACUUCUCCUCGAAAUCCUUAAUGUGGCGGUCAAAGCCAGACUUAGCGAGGCUGUUGAAGCUGAGACCGACAAAAAGGGCCACAAGACGAAAGCACUGAAGGAACAGUCUCGAGGGAUCCAAGAAAGUACUGCGCUACAUUUGGCCAAAGCGUUGCCUCAACUACUAAAGAAAUUUGGUACAAACCCUGGUACAGCUUCCGCAGUUCUACGACUGGGACAGGUCUUGAAUUUAGAGAUAUUCCAAGAGCUACGUCAAGAUUCAACAAAAUAUGCUUCGCUUCUGGAUGACAUCAACAAACAAUUCCUCACCCAUACGGACCGAGGCGUCCUUGCAGAAGCUAGCACCGCUCUUCUCCACGCUCGUAGAUUCGAGGAUUUGGAAGAGGUCACGGAAAGCAAAGUACAGGAUCUAUGGGAUGAUACGGUUGGUACCUUGCGGGCAUUAAUGAGUUCCCGGGAGGACGACAACUUAUCAGAACUCUGCAGCACCGUUCGACGGAUAGCAAACUUAGCCAGCAUCUCCGACUGUGUGGCUGUGUUGGAUAUGGAAGGAAGUUUAGCAUCGAAAAAGAAAGCAAGCCAUCAGACGACCGCAAGCCCGUUGGAUCUUCUCAUGGAAUUGAUCCGUGAUCCCGAGCUAGAUAACGGAGCUGGUGAAGAAGCCGACGAGACAUUAAUUGGCGCCACAAAGGCGCUGCUGUUCUACACCAUGUGGACCGUACGCUCGCUUCAAACCGCCAUUUCUUCGGGCACCGCCGUACCAAAAUUUCCCGACAUCGCUCUGUUCGCUCAAAGCCUUGAAACACUCGUCGACAGUCGCCCCGCUGCCUCCCCUGUUCGUCUGGCGGCUGUCGGCACCUUGCUCGAUCUUUACACUCUUUUCGCUACGUUCCGUCAUGUACAAAUCCCACCCAACUACCAGAAUGCCGACGAUAUCCAGUCUCUUAUUCGACAUAUUCCAACGUCCGCCGAAUCUCUCAUCUUGUCGACUUACACAGCCCUCGAGAAAUCUUUCGCCAAGAAAUCUCGCCGCACACUGGAAGCUGCGCCUGACGAUGAUCUCGCCUCUGAUCCAGAGGAUAGCUCGGAUGACGAGGAUGAAGACGACCCAAGUCAUGCUCAACAGGAUACCUUGAUUGCCGAGAAACGGCUGUGUGAGAUAGCGGGCAAGAUGGUGCUUGCGAUUGUUGGUCGCAUUCUCGAUCACGAAGGUCCGAACAAGGGCAAAAUCAAAGAGCGUCUACAGCGCAACAAGGGGAAGCUCGGUAGCAAUUUCAAAGAGGUGUUGGCCUAUCUGGAGGGACCGAAGCCGAAGGGCAAGAAGAGAGCUCCUGCGAAAAGAGGGGGGAAGAAGGUGGUCAAACCUGUGGAGAUCGAGGACGAAGACGAGGAGAGUGGGGAAGAAAGGCAAGUGGAGGAGGGAGGGGAGGAAGAUUUGAGGGAGAAGGAGCUCGUGGAGGAUCGGAUUGUGGAUCCUGAUGAGGAGAGUGCUGAAGAAGAAACUGCAAGGGCAGGUGCGGAUGAGGUCGAAGAUGACAAUGUCAUGGGCGAUUAA